This is a messenger RNA of Fusarium venenatum, 1611 nucleotides long. The record is from RefSeq and is a predicted model, not a curated record. Lineage: Eukaryota; Fungi; Ascomycota; Sordariomycetes; Hypocreales; Nectriaceae.
AUGGUGCAAAUAAACGCAAUCGAAGAGCUCACACGGACCGAGUCUCUAACCAAAGUAGCUGAUGAGGAUCUGAAGCGGGAAAGGGACCUGGAGGAGGGUUCAACUUCAGUCGAAUUCGAUGACAAUGUUGACAAUGAUCCCAAUAUCGUCAACUGGGAUGGUCCUGACGAUCCAGAAAACCCCCAGAACUGGUCAAUGAAGAAGAAGACUAUUACAGUAAUAAUAGUUUCGUCUGUGACAUUCGUCACUCCACUGGCUUCUUCCAUCUUCGCGCCUAGUAUCGAGCAAGUUAUGACAGAGUUCCAUUCUACGAAUUCGCAAGUGGCAUCUUUCAUCGUCUCAGUGUACCUCCUUGGAUAUUGUUUCGGUCCGUUAGUCAUCGCUCCUCUAUCCGAAAUGUACGGUCGUCUUCCACUCUACCACGCUUGCAAUGUUCUCUUCGUCAUCUUCAACGUAGCUUGUGCGUUGGCCCCGAACCUAGGUGGUCUCAUCGCAUUCCGCCUUCUUGCUGGACUUGCUGGCUCGUGUCCACUAACCAUUGGAGCUGGGUCUUUGGCCGAUAUUAUCUCAAGAGAAAAACGUGGCGCUGCCAUGUCUUCGUGGGCUCUUGGGCCUCUUUUUGGACCGGUUAUCGGACCAGUUGCUGGCGGAUACCUUUCACAAGCCAAGAGCUGGCGAUGGUCUUUCUGGGUUGUCUCUAUUCUGAGCUUAGGGGGCCAUUUUUUUCUGGUACCCAGUAGCUACGACGUUGGCCAUGGAGCAAAUCUGACUCGUCUAAAGGCCGGUGCAAUUACAAUCAUGGCAUUUGUGUUCAUGAGAGAGACAUAUGCAUAUACUAUUCUCGAUAAGAAGGCCAAGAAGCUUCGUAAGGAAACAGGAAACCCUAAGCUACGCUCUGCUCUCGCCAAAGAUAUCACUACGAAAGAACUCUUCAGCAUGGCCAUGGUGCGGCCGACAAAGAUGCUCUUGUUUGCGCCUAUCGUGUCGCUCUUAUCGCUUUAUAUGGCACUCGUUUACGGUUAUCUCUAUCUCCUCUUUACAGCCAUUCCCACCUUGUUCGUCAAAGAAUAUCAUUUCUCCAGCGGGUCGGUUGGUCUUUCUUACCUGGGAAUUGGUGUAGGAUCCUUGAUAGGACUUGUUAUUUCCGGGGCGAUGUCAGACCCGUUGGUCAACUACUUGACCAAGAAGAACGGGGGAGAGCGUAAGCCAGAGUACCGACUACCACUUAUGGCUGCAGCUUGCUUCAUGGUCCCAGCCGGUCUAUUUAUGUUUGGGUGGUCUGCCGAGGCCAGAACUCACUGGAUCGUCCCUAUUAUUGGCACCUCUUUCUUGGGGGUUGGUAUGAUCAUCGUGUUUAUGUGCAUCUCAGUCUACCUAGUUGACGCAUACAUCGAGUAUGCUGCUUCUGCUAUUGCUGCAAGUACCGUACUCCGAUCACUAGUCGGAGCACUAUUGCCCCUGGCUGGAGGAAGUAUGUACAAGAGCCUCGGUUAUGGUUGGGGAACUUCGGUGCUGGGCUUUGUUGCAGCAGCAGCAAUUCCGUUGCCGCUGGUCUUCUACAAGUACGGAGAGAGAAUUCGAAGCCGGAAUCUAUUCGAUGUCAAGCUUUAA